AUGAUUUUGACUGGUAGUGUAUAUCGGAACAUGACGUUUCUUCCGUUUCUUAAAAGAAAAACAGUCUAUCUAUAAUCUUGUAUAUGGAAGCCGUUAGCUUCUCAUUGUCGGCGAUCUUGUAGUUAUAAUUGUAAUUCUAUAAAAGUUUGACAGUUAAAUUUAUUAGAAAUUACGAAAAAAUGGCUUAUCUAGAUAAUGUUUUUCAAUCAUAUGCAUUAACUGCUUCGAAGGAUAUGAUACCGGAUUGGCUUAAUGCGGAACAGAGCACGGGGACAUCAAUUAUGGCAUGUGAGUUUAAUGGUGGCGUCGUAAUAGGUGCUGAUUCUCGUGGUACAACAGGGGCAUAUGUUUCCAAUCGUUUUGCUGAUAAAUUGACAAAAGUAACAGAUUAUAUUUAUUGCUGCCGUUCUGGUUCAGCAGCGGACACUCAAGCAAUUGCUGAUAUUGUAGCUUAUCAUUUAAGCUUACAUCAGAUGGAACUUGGAAGACAACCCUUAGUGGAGACUGCUGCUAAUGUAUUUCGUGAAAUAUGCUAUAAUUAUCGAGAUUCCUUAAUGGCUGGAAUCCUGGUGGCAGGAUGGGAUAAGCAGAAAGGUGGUCAGGUCUAUAGCAUUCCUAUUGGUGGCAUGUGUGUCAGACAGCCAAUCUCAAUCGGUGGUUCUGGUUCAACAUAUGUAUAUGGUUAUGUGGAUGCACAAUACAAGCCUGAUAUGUCGAAAGACGAGUGUCUCCAAUUGGUAGAAAACACACUCGCAUUAGCUAUGGCUCGUGAUGGUAGCAGCGGUGGUGUGAUACGAACUGGUGUAAUCACAGAGAAAGGAAUUGAAAGGAAAGUUAUACUUGGUAAUGAAUUGCCACGCUUUUACGAAGGUUGAAAACCAUGUCAUUAAUAUCGUUAUCGCAAUAUUUAAUGUAAGGUAUCUACAAAAUUUAAAAAUCAUGUAGAGUACAUGGCGCAUUUAUAAAUUAAAAUUAAAAAGAAAAUUAUAAUACAAUAU
Molecule: messenger RNA, 998 nt
Organism: Pogonomyrmex barbatus (red harvester ant)
Lineage: Eukaryota; Metazoa; Arthropoda; Insecta; Hymenoptera; Formicidae
Gene: Prosbeta1
Product: proteasome beta1 subunit
Cellular component (GO): proteasome core complex; cytoplasm
Molecular function (GO): threonine-type endopeptidase activity
Source: RefSeq, a predicted model, not a curated record